AACAGACAGUGAGGAGAUGCCAAAUAAAGGCAUUGAAUUGAAUCUGCAAUAGAUGGAAUUGUUGUUGGCGUUUCGAUGUCCACUUCCCACCCCCUUUCCUGUGCCGCCCAUCACUGGUGUACAGCUCCAUGGUAAAGAGAAAUGGCGGCUUGAGAGCAAAACUCAGCUAUGAAAAUGACCCAUUACUCCAAAAAGCCAUGGAUGCAACUUCUCGUCCUUAUCAAGAGACCUACCGGCCAGACAGAACCACUUUUUGUGGAUCCAUAUGCCUGUUGCUUUGUCCAUCCCAAGAUUCAAACGGAUUUAAAGAAGAGAAGGAGUCAUUAUUGCCUGGCAACAAAGUUCAUUGAUGACAGGUUGUUUCGUACCGUGAACCAUAUUGCUGGGCUUAAGCAGGUUGUUUUGUUGACUGAUGGCAUGGAUACUCGACCACAUAGGCUUAAUUGGCCAAGUUCAACAAUCAUAUUCGAUGUUUCCCAAGAACAGGUGUUCAAAAAGGGAGCUGAAAAGCUUGAAGUUUUGCUUUUAUUUGAUCAAUUUGUAUGGUUUGUUUCUGUGUCUAAACCUCCAAUUUAAGUUACAAAAUAUUGUAAAUUUUUACCAUGUUGAUCGUCUCAUGAUUUUGAGCAUUUGGCGAACACUUUCCGAUUUAAAAGCUAUUUCAUUAAGUUAUGAUUUCUAGAAAAGAAGGCUAUGUAACGAGCAACUUCUUGGGAGAGUUGCUUGUAGUUUUGAAUUCCAUGAAGGUCUUACAUCUACAGUUUUACGGAUUCAGUGGCAUGGUAUAUUUAAAAACACUAAACAUUUAACCAGGCAUCCUUAACAUCUCUGUAUCAGUGAAUCAUGCAACUGAAAUUUCUUUUAUACGGUUUCCUUUUGAUUUAGUUAAGUUAUCUAACUUGUUCUGACUAAUUUUUCUUGUAAAAUAUUAGUUGUGGGGGCAAAGAUUCUAAGAGAUUGCUCGUUUAUUCACAUUCCAAUGGAGUCAUCUACUGUUAAACAAAUUUUGUGCAAAAAAGGCUUCUCUGGUAGUCACCCAAGUAUACGCGCCAUUCAGGGACUUCCUUUGAUGACUUUUUCAAGUUUGAAGAGGUAUUAUCUGUUAUUAGUGGUUUGGCUACAAAUAGCAGUCUCUUCUUGGGAGAAUUGCCAGCAUGGUUGGCAAAAACUGAAGUUGGAAUUAAGUCUACUACAACCAAAUGGGUUGAAAAAGAAUUCACA
This is a messenger RNA of Rubroshorea leprosula, 1221 nucleotides long. NCBI's taxonomy places the organism in Eukaryota, Viridiplantae, Streptophyta, Magnoliopsida, Malvales, Dipterocarpaceae. The record is from the annotation of a GenBank genome assembly.